This is a messenger RNA of Sesamum indicum (sesame), 1066 nucleotides long. RefSeq lists its product as uncharacterized. Lineage: Eukaryota; Viridiplantae; Streptophyta; Magnoliopsida; Lamiales; Pedaliaceae. The record is from RefSeq and is a predicted model, not a curated record.
CCCUAUUCUUCCGUUCUAUAUAUAUAUACUCAUAUACAUACACGGAGGUGUUCUGUUUCUCUCUUUUGUAUUGAAGAAAACUGGGUUUCUCUUCUCUGUUUGUAUAUGUGUUGGGUUCUACAAACAAGAAGAUAGAAUAGAUAGAUAUAUUGUUCUUGGUGGGGAUAUGGCCGCUGAUGUCAGUUCUUUGGUUAGAUUGAUGAACGGCGUGGAUACAAAUGAAUCAGCUUCAUCUGGGAAAUCGACGGCCCCCAUCACUAGAGACCUCCUUGGUGGGUGUUGUACCCUUGACUCCAAGGAGUUGGACCUCGACUUGCAAGUCCCUUGUGGCUGGGAAAAGCGCCUCGACUUAAACUCAGGAAAAGUUUAUCUUCAGAGAUGCAAUUCUUCAAACUCGUCUUCUUCGACUUCGGAAAACAAACAGCAGAGCAGCAAGGCCGCCACCAAGUUCCAAGACCUCAAUUUUCCUCCCACGUCCAAGCAAACACUGAACCUCUUUGACGAGGCUAGCUUAGACUUAAAGUUGGUUUCUUUGUCAUCACCAUCCCCAUCGUCAUCCGUCUACCAGAGCGUGUGCACUCUGGACAAAGUGAAGUCGGCCCUCGAGAGGGCUGAGAAAGAAACCGUGAGGAAGCGCUCGAUAUCCAUGUCUAAGUCGUCGUCACCGCUCUCUAAUUCUUCUUCCUCGAUCAAGGACAGCUGCGAUCUCGAUCAGGAAGAGAAGUCCUCGUCGACCUCAUUUGCUGCCGGGUGCCCUAGCUGCCUGCUUUACGUUCUGAUCACAAAGAGCAACCCCAAGUGCCCUCGAUGCAACAGCGACGUCCCGUUGCCCAUGGCUGCCAAGAAACCUCGAAUCGACCUGAAUAUAUCUAUUUGAAAGAUUGGAGAGAGCCAUCUUGAAAUGGUUCGGAUUUUUUCUUUUUUUGUAAAGAUAGGGAAAUAGGUUUUAUAAGCUAAAGAAUUGGUACAUAAACGUUUUAAAGGUUUGUGGUUCUCUUACUUUGCAGCAGUAGCAUAGCUAUGAUGAAGUUCAAUAUGCAUCAUCUUUUGCCCCUUUCUGUCAUUA